AUGAGCAAAGUAUAUGAACUUUAUAUUCACUUACUUGUGAAACAACAACACAGUCCUAUGAUUUCAACAAUAUCUAAGUACGAACCAUCUGGUUUCAAGGAUGACAACAACCCAUUGUGUAUGGCUAACAAAUUUAGAGUGAUGAGAUAUAGAUCAGAAAAAUUACUAUUACCAGAUAACAUUCUCCAACAUUACAUUAACUUAUUUAGACAUAAUAGAUAGUUGUUUAUACUAUUUUUAAGAUAAUUAACAUCCCCAGUUUAAGAACAUGAAUUAUCGGAUUAAUAAUAGAUAGAGAAUAUUAUAUAAUAAAUUGAAUUGGAUAGUAUUCUAAUAGAAUAGAUGAAUUUAUGGUCUAAUAUCUUUCAACUCACUUAAUAAUAACUUCAAUCCUUUUUCUUAUGUCAAAAUAUGAGUGAUUAUUUGAAUUUCCUUAAAGAGUUCUUAUCAGACCAAUUGCAAAGGUUUUAGAAUAUUGACUUAUCUCAAAUCAAUUUAGAUGAUGACUAUUAAAAAAAUGAAUAAACUCAAAUCAUCUACGUAAAUGAAAUGUAUGAGAAUCACUACAAACCAAGUAGUAAAAAGAAACUUGUCUCAUUUACUCAUAAGAAUGAAUUGAGCGAAUCUGAUUAAAAUUCAAUUAUCAAAAUUAUCCAAAAAAAGAAGUUAGCUUCUAUUAGAGAUAUAUAUAAUGCCAUUAUUACAUAAUUUGAUCUUUAGCCUAAAAUCCAAUACACUGAAUAAAAUGGAUAAUGGAUAUGCUAAAUUGAGAUUAAGUAAAUUUAAUCAAAGUAAACUUCUUAGAAUAAAAGUUUAUCAUUAAUAUGCUCAUAAAUCCACGUAAUUAAAUAAUUAUGUCCAGUCAUAUUUGAUUAUAUAUUAGAAAAUUCUAAUCAAGAUAUCGAUUAAAUCAAAAACAACAAAGGUAACUUAAAUCUCGCUUUACCCACUUCUAAAAAUCAUAAGUUAAUACCUUAAGAGGAUUAUUUGAAACAAUUACCAUAUAAUUAUGAAUUAAUUGAGAAUUAUAUUGAGCAUAAAAACAGUAAUGAAACAUGUGCAAUUAGAAAAUUAUAGAAUGAAGUAACCAACUAUUUAAUCUAAAAAUAUAAUAAAUUUUCUAUUAACAAAUAGUUAUUAAGUGUAGCUUCAACUUAUGAAUUGACUAUGACUUUCGUGGAGAAUGGACAACUGAAAUAAAUUCAAAAAACUUUUACCACAAAAUUAAGAUUUUGCAAUGCAAGAUUGAUAGGUUAGUAAUAUAUAAUAAAUGUGAUUGGAAACUUGAUAUUUGGAGAAGAAAGAUCAAGACAAUUUGAUAAUAUUAAUUAAUUUUUGUUAUAAAUCUAAUGA
This is a messenger RNA of Paramecium tetraurelia, 1353 nucleotides long. RefSeq lists its product as uncharacterized. NCBI's taxonomy places the organism in Eukaryota, Ciliophora, Oligohymenophorea, Peniculida, Parameciidae. The transcript has 2 exons. The record is from RefSeq and is a predicted model, not a curated record.